CAUCCGGUCAAGAGGAUGCCUGACUUCAAAGCAGGAGCCGGGCAGGACCCCCGGAGCAAACACAAGUUCAAGAUCCACACGUACUCCAGCCCCACGUUCUGUGACCACUGUGGAUCCCUGCUGUACGGGCUCAUCCACCAGGGGAUGAAAUGCGACACCUGCAUGAUGAACGUGCACAAGCGCUGUGUGAUGAACGUCCCAAGUCUGUGCGGCACCGACCACACCGAGCGCCGCGGCCGCAUCUACAUCCAGGCCCACAUCGACCGCGAGGUCCUCAUCGUCGUCGUAAGAGAUGCUAAAAACCUUGUACCUAUGGACCCCAAUGGCUUGUCAGACCCCUACGUAAAACUGAAACUGAUUCCUGAUCCCAAAAGCGAGAGCAAGCAGAAGACCAAAACUAUCAAGUGCUCCCUCAACCCCGAGUGGAACGAGACAUUCAGAUUUCAGCUGAAAGAAUCGGACAAAGACAGAAGACUGUCAGUAGAGAUAUGGGACUGGGAUCUGACCAGCAGGAAUGACUUCAUGGGGUCUUUGUCCUUUGGGAUUUCUGAGCUGCAGAAAGCAGGUGUUGAUGGCUGGUUUAAGUUGCUGAGCCAGGAGGAAGGCGAGUACUUCAACGUGCCUGUGCCGCCAGAGGGGAGUGAGGGCAAUGAAGAACUGCGGCAGAAAUUUGAGAGAGCCAAGAUCGGUCAGGGAACCAAGACCCCAGAAGAAAAGACGACCAACACUAUUUCCAAAUUUGACAACAAUGGCAACAGGGACCGGAUGAAACUGACCGAUUUCAACUUCCUGAUGGUGCUGGGGAAAGGCAGUUUCGGCAAGGUGAUGCUGUCGGAGCGGAAGGGCACAGACGAGCUCUACGCUGUGAAGAUCCUCAAAAAGGACGUGGUGAUCCAAGAUGACGACGUGGAAUGCACCAUGGUAGAGAAGCGGGUGCUGGCCCUGCCUGGGAAGCCACCGUUCCUCACCCAGCUCCACUCCUGCUUCCAGACCAUGGACCGCCUGUACUUCGUCAUGGAGUAUGUGAACGGAGGGGACCUCAUGUAUCACAUCCAACAAGUUGGCCGGUUCAAGGAGCCUCAUGCUGUAUUUUACGCUGCAGAAAUUGCCAUCGGUCUGUUCUUCCUACAGAGCAAGGGCAUCAUUUACCGUGACCUGAAACUUGACAAUGUGAUGCUGGAUUCCGAGGGACACAUCAAGAUCGCUGACUUUGGCAUGUGUAAGGAAAACAUUUGGGAUGGGGUGACAACCAAGACCUUUUGUGGAACUCCAGACUACAUUGCUCCAGAGAUAAUUGCUUAUCAGCCCUAUGGGAAGUCCGUGGAUUGGUGGGCAUUCGGAGUCCUGCUGUAUGAAAUGCUGGCUGGACAGGCACCCUUUGAAGGGGAGGAUGAGGACGAGCUCUUCCAGUCCAUCAUGGAACACAACGUGGCUUACCCCAAGUCCAUGUCCAAGGAAGCCGUGGCCAUCUGCAAAGGGCUGAUGACCAAACACCCGGGCAAGCGUCUGGGUUGUGGACCUGAAGGUGAACGUGACAUCAAAGACCAUGCGUUUUUCCGAUACAUUGAUUGGGAGAAGCUUGAGCGCAAGGAGAUACAGCCUCCCUACAAGCCAAAAGCCUGUGGGCGAAAUGCUGAAAACUUCGACCGGUUUUUCACCCGCCAUCCACCAGUCCUAACACCUCCCGACCAGGAAGUCAUCAGGAAUAUUGACCAAUCAGAAUUCGAAGGAUUUUCCUUUGUUAACUCUGAAUUUUUAAAACCUGAAGUCAAGAGCUAAGUAGAUGUGUAGACCUCCGUCUUUCAUUUCUGUCAUUCGAGCUCAACGGCUAUUGUGGUGACAUUUUUUUUUCAUUGCCGAGUCGCAUCCAUGUUUUGUUUUCCGGAAAGGCUAGAGCGACCAUGUUUCAGAACCCAAAUGUCCUCCAGUAGUUUGGAGCAUCUCUAUGAGAUGGGAUUAUGCAGGUGGCGCCUGAACCUGCUGCUGCAUAAUUGAGACGUAUCGGAGUCCUCUCUCGGUUUAUUCUCCCCAGCAUGCCCGCUAAGGAAAUCCAGCGGGGAGAGAAAAUGCCUGCUUUCUCUCCUCCUCUUCUGCACCGCUGUUUCACCCUCACCCUGACCAUUCGAUCUAGACUCUUCCCACAAAAUGGGUGGCUAAUCGGAUGCUAGCAAUACCCUUCCACUUCCAGGCCUGGAGCUUGGCUUAUGUCCAAAUAUACGGUUGCUUUGGUCUGCAGGGAAUCCCUCCAUUCUGCCCGCUCUGGAAGCAGUGGAGCUUUGCAAAGAACACGCUAAAAAUACAAUUUUGCUAUUUUUUUUUUUAAACUCAAAGUUGAGAAGACUAUUUAAGUCCUUCGAAAAAUCUUAAGAGCAUGUUUUUAGAUAGUUUCCAUCUAAAAACACUUCGAGGAGUCAAAAUGCAACCACGCCGUCAUUUCUGAAGUUGUAUGUCGCUCGUCACCCUUUGUCCCCAAACAACUUGGAAAGGGCAUUUGGCACCACUCCCUGAACCAACAUGGUCGCUCUAGCAAGACCCCCAAAGGCUGUGAUUUUUACGUUACAUUUCAAACAUGAUUUGCUUUGGGGUUUUAUUUCUGUUGUCGUUCCAAUGCAAAAAAAGAAAAACAAAAACUAAAACAAAAAGGUUACUCACUUUGUUACAUAUGCUUUAAAAUACAUGUCCAGUUGUUGCCAACCACAUUGAUCUGCUUUGAUUUAAGUGGGAAGACAGCUGUGGAUCCCAGCAGACCCACGCCUGUGGGGAUGGGAUUUGUCUAGGUUUAUCGCAGGCUUUGGAAAGCUAAUUAAGGACUCUGAGAACGACACCAUUUCUUGAAACAAAGACAGUUUGUGUUCCUCACUUUGAUGUUGUUUUGCAAGAUGUUUGAGGUAAUGUUCAUUUGUAUCUGGAUAUCUGUUAUGUGCCAUUUUUCUUCUAGCAUCGGGAUCAAAUUUAAAAAAAAAAAAAGAAAAGAAGAAGAAAUGCUAUUUCAAGGAAAACCUCUCUCUUUGAAAAACGUGAGCCCAAGCUACAGAGUGGGGCCAAAACUCAGGAGAAAGGAACUAAACCCGAGUAUAAGCUUAGAGGCAGGGGCUGUGGGACUCCCAGGGUCUCCUGGUGGCCUGUAUGGGGCCGAAUGACUUGGCUGAGCCUCUCCUGAUGUUGGAAUCCAGUGCCACAAUCCCACUAGAGUCAAGGUUAGAGGCCAGCUGGGAUCAUAACCAGGGUUCUCGGUUUUCUCAUCAACAUCACCACUCUUCCCAGCUCCGACACAAGCAGUGGUGUGAACUCCUGGAAGUCCAAGGAACCCCCUGGGUGGGAGAAUUUUUUUUUUCUGUCUGAGCAGAUGGGGACUGCAUGUGACUCCUCCACCUUGCCUGCUACUUCCUGCUCAUCUCAGGCAGCAUUGAGUUCAAGAAAUUUCCAGAAGCUUUGGGGCCUCAGAGAUACCAUUAGGGGAACUUUAAACACUUGACAAAUGUCCUUGAAGUAAGACUUCUCACGUUCAAGAAAACCCUGAUUUGGUUUCUGCUUAAGCAAAGCCCACUACCAUUCAUUGAUUGCUUUCCACCCUCUCGUUCCACCUUGCAUCACCUUGGGAGCUGUCCCUGCUGUCGCCACCAUGAUGACAAACUGAAUCUAAGGGGAAGCAACCAUGACUUCCUAGCUGACAAGCUUAGGGGGAUUAAGAGAAGGAGGGAAAUCAGAGCAAAACCCGCUCACUUUAUUGUUGGGGGAAGUGACAUCCUGGAAAAAGGAGCAGUGUGGGGUCAGUGGGCUGGGCUAGCUCCUAACCCUUGGUGCAGGGGGCCUCUGCUCCCUAACAGUAGAGCAGGUGUCUCUGUGCCAUCACCCACCAACAGGCGAGUUGUCUGCGGUCCUUCAUCUGGCUGUUGGGUCACCAGGCAUUUCACUGGACAUACUCUCAAAGAAAAUAAAAGGCAAGACAAAGCAUUGGGCCGCUGACAAAUGAUCUGAGAUACCAUUAUAGAACACUGUCAGACCAGUGGGUGGAUGAUAGAUAGAUAGAUAGAUAGACCAAUAGGCCAAUAGAUAGAUAGACUAAUAGAUAGACAGAAAGAAUAUAGUGUAUAUAUAUAUAAAUAUAAUAUUUACUGCACUCUACAUUUUCCUAAUUCUUGCCAUUAUUUUUCAAAAGUUGAAUAGCUUGCAGAAGUAGGUACUCAAGCCAAAGUCUCUUUACCCAGCAUACCUUGCUAAGGGUCACUCAGAGCAGCCUUCUGUGUAAGUUGGGAAUCCUUAGAAUUGCAGCGAUUUCCUUUUCUAGCAACAUUUCCAAUGCAGAAGAGACUGAGAAUCAGAGCUUCCACCAGAUAUCACCUGUGGCGAACAACUUGAAAAUGUAUCCAGGAAGAAUUUAUUUUAUUUUGUUUUAUUUUUGCAGUCAUCCAUUUAUUCCACCCUCCAAUGAGUCAACAGCAUUUAUUGAGCACCGGACUGUGUGCCAGGCUGUGUGCUGCAUGCUGGAAGCACAGUGGGGAGCCAUGUAGAUAUAACCCAUCCCUCCACCCCUGGACAACACUUGGUGGGAGGGCAAUCAGGAGACAAGUAAUUAAAAACAAGAUGUGAGAUAGAAAUAACUAGUCUCCAGGUUAGCCAGGUUCAUCAUGAACAGUCUUUAGGGCUCUUCUUUCUCCCUGUAGUCCACUGUUGGAGGCUGAAGAAGAAGGAGAAGCAGCAUCUCUUGACCCAGACAUCUGUAACAGACACUAAGGGCAGUGGGUAGGGAAGGAGGGAGACAGGGUGGUGCCUUCUCUAAGGUCAAGGACAUAGUCUCCAUGCUUGCAAAGACACAAAAUCAGGAUCUGAGCAGAGACAAAUAGCCACGUUGUCUCUUUACGUGGAGAGAGGGAGCUGGAUUCAGGCUUGGUUCUGAGUUUAGCAUCACCUGCUCUGGCCCUCAAGGGAACACAGCCCCCUGCCCAGUGCAGUGCCCUCAGCUGGACACAGCUUCCUUAUUCUAGCCCAGCUGAGACUGAUGAUAUUUCUCAAAAUAUAUAAAUGAAGUCAGAAUAAAAGAGACUGAGAAGUAGAACCAAAGAAAGCCAAACACAGCCCAGGUUCACCAUGGCUAAUUGUCUACCGGGAUCCAAGAAUCCUCUUUUAAUUUCAUAGACUUCUCACCACCCUGUCCCUUUUCCAAGAGGGGGCCAUGGUCACAGUGACUUUCCUGGUGGAUGACUGGGAGGCCAGUGGAACUAAUAACCCUCCUUGUCUGAGUGCAGCUAUCCUCGUGUGGCUUCAGAUUGUCCUGACCGAGGGGCCCAUUCUCUCCCAGCUUCUAGGGUAGAAGGUGGCAGUGUUUGCUCUGGGCGUCUGCUCACAGGACAAAGUCUGUCAAAGGCAAGUCCUCCUCAGACCGUGUGGCUCUCUGCAGCAUGAGUCGUCACGGUCACAGCAAGGAAAGGUUUCCAAAGUGGAGGCUUCUGGGAAGGGUGCUUGUGCUGGGUGCUCACAGACAGGAAAGUUCUGCGAAGGGUGAUGAUAGCCAAGGAGACCUGAAAAGCGACAGCUGCUCAGCGUCUAAGCCCCGGAUGUUCAUGCCUGCCUACUAGCCCACACACAGCCACAGUCUUCCCUUCAGACCUCAAAGGACCCUAAGAUUGUUCCCGUCACACUGGGGCUCAAGAUGUGUGGCAAACCCUCAGGACCACCGGAAGUCAAUCUUGUUGCUUGCUUCAGAGUGAGGUGGCUGGCUCAGGGAUUGCCCAUCAGCUGGAGAAAGUGACGAGGCACAUCCUUCAUGUCCAUUUGUUGGCUCGUUCCUGCAACAAACAAUGGUGACCAGCCCACUGUGUGCCAGGCACUAUCCUUGGUGCUAGAAACGCAAUAGUGAAGACACAGAUGAGGACCCCGCCUUCCUGGAGAGAAAUCACAAAUAAACAAGGCAAUUGCUGGAAGCAGUAAAUGAAGCGUGCCUGGGGAGAUGAUGGACGCACAGACAGCAUUGAAGGAAGAGGAGGCAUCUGAGCACCCAGGAAGUAACACAUUGAGUGCCUGGGGGUGGAGCCUCCCGCAGCAUAGCACAAGCUAUGGGGCGUGGCAGGGGAUGGCCCGCCCUUGGGAAAACAGCUCUGUCAGCGUCUUUAGCCUGCUGCUCCUUGGUCACCCUUACCCAGAGGUUUUCCUAAUGCCAGUAUUGUCUCUGUAGCUCUCCCCAUCCACAAACACUGCGAGAGUGAGUAGGGAGCUCCAUAGAGACUUUUUCUUUUUCCCCGCUCUCAAGGGAGCAGCCAAAGAGAAACAAUUUUCGUGAAAGGUGUUUGCAAAGGGGAACGAGCCCAGCCAUGAGAAAUCCUCAUGAGCCAAGGCCCAUUAGGGACAAAGCUCGAAGCACGGGUGAGGACCAGGCAGACUCCACUGACUGCAUCAGGCUUCACCCAUCCUCGUCCCCUUGUGGUUGACACAGGUCUGGCUUCACCCAGGCGAUCUGCUCCAGGCUAGCAAACACCAGGCGUUAUUCUUGGCUGUUUGUCCUCUAAUAAAAUAGCCACCAGACCGUCCCUAGAUGACGCAGGCUUAUCUGUCAUGUGCUCAGGUAAAAACCAUGAAUCCACUUCAGGGUGGGGACUCCAGGCCCAGCCUCCUUAGUAGCCCACCCUCUGAUGUGCCCUGUGCAACUUGCACCAAACUCUAGUUAGUAACAAAAAACCACAGCCCAGAAAUGCCAGGCUCCAUCAGAGAAUCACAUUAUUUUGUUUUGUUUCAAAGACUGCCUGUAUAGACCUUACUUUAAUUUUUUUUUCUGGUAGUUACAGGCCAUAAACAUCUUUUGCGAGAACCUUUGGCUAAUAAGCACCUGAUUUUAGCCUGCGGGUGGGUGGGUUUUUGAGCAUCCCUUCAAAGCCCAGAUUGCACCAGUGAGUGUGGGGUGAACAAGCAGUCAGCAGCUUUCUCUGAGCAAUGAUCUGAUCUCCCCCAUGGUCAUGCUUCCUUCUUGGCAGCCAAGGGGGGCCGUGCAAUGGGUUGUCUUUUUCAAAGACGAGGUCUCCCAGCCAGUUUUCUGCAGGACCAUCCACCUAUUGGUUAGUUUGGUGAUAUUAUGUAGGAUGAAGAAGUAGUUUUCAACUCAGUUCUUUUCAAAGCCAAAGAAAGCAAAACACCAUACACACACACACACACACACGCACUCAUUUCCUUAGAGAAAUUCUAUGACUUCCUUCCUUUCUUGGGAAAGCUCCAGCAAAGCCACCACACAUUGAGACUAUGAGAGGCAGGCUAGUAGGCACCGUGCAGCUGCUAACAGCUGUCAGCACAGGGCUCUUUCUGACUCUGCUCGUGAGCUGUCACAGGCCUCCCGCUACCUGGCGUGUCUUGGUCCUAUUUCCUUCUUCUCUCUUACUCUGUGUCCAUGUGUUUGCUUUCCAUUUGACAGAGGGACAAGCGAGACACCUCCAACUUCGACAAAGAGUUCACCAGACA
Messenger RNA from Oryctolagus cuniculus (rabbit), 7443 nucleotides. NCBI's taxonomy places the organism in Eukaryota, Metazoa, Chordata, Mammalia, Lagomorpha, Leporidae. The record is from RefSeq and is a predicted model, not a curated record.